CAAGCGUCGCGACGCGCUAGUUUACGUCGAACUGAUACUUCAUAUGGCAUGAAUAUCCAGAAAUUCAAACAAAUUUUCCGCCCUCAAAUAUGGAACAGCGGGUCAUCGUCUCUUGUAUACUCUAGUUUCUUCUAUAUCCUUGCGUGGCGACUUUCUCGGUUCAAUAGAGCAUAGCUACCGGCCUUCAAUUAACCCUACAACUGUGAACAAGGGAGGAGAGUUGCCCGACGAUGAGCGUAUCUAGUACUAUGACGCAGACGGAGCUUCUUCAGGAGUUGACCAAUGAAUGUCGUUAUGACAAGAUGGUCAGACCACCAGGUGAAGUAAACGCCAGCGAUCCUGUAAAAGUCUUGUCCAGAGCUUAUAUAUACACUAUCAAAUCAAACAUGGCGAGGACAUUGCAAUUCGACGUACAGAUGAUGCUUCAGUUUCGAUAUCUCGACCCCAGACUCAAGUUCUCGGAUAUUGCACCAAAUCAUUCUCAAAUCUUUGGCGGUCAAGUGGCUCAUGAUUUAAUAUGGACACCUAUGGUUUAUGUGGCGAACGAGCGGAGUUCUGUUAUCAUGGGAAACGGUGUCAAAGACUUACUCAUCUCCAUUGAUCCUUCUGGCAUGGUUAUUCUUAAUACCAGACUGGAGACCAGUCUCAACUGUGGACUACGCUUAGAGAAAUUUCCUUUUGACGUACAAGAGUGCCCUUUGAGCUUUGAAAGCUGGACAUACAACAUACACGAUAUGCAGCUUGACUGGGAUGAAACUCCAAUUAUUCUUGCAGACGAGCUACAUCUCACAGAGUAUAGUCUCGUCAGUAGUUGGGUUAACAAAUCUGAAGUUUCAUAUACGGUUGCUCAACAGCAUUACGGACACUUUGCCGGAAACUUCAGUUCCAUCAGUAUUACAUUCAAACUCUCACGUGAAAUGGGUUUCUUUAUGAUGGACUAUUAUAUACCAUCAAUCCUGAUUGUUGUUAUAUCUUGGGUAUCAUUUUGGCUUCAUAUGGAUGCUUGUCCGCCAAGGGUUUUAUUGGGCACUAAUACAAUCCUGGCUUUUAUGACUCUUGCAUCUAAAGUCGAAAAUUCAUUGCCAAAAGUCUCAUAUAUAAAGGCCAGUGAGAUUUGGUUUCUAGGAUGCACACUAUUUCUAUUCUCAGCUAUGGUAGAGUUUGCAUUUGUCAAUACCAUCUAUAGGAGGAAAAAAAAUGUCCCACUGAAAAAAGUAAACAGCAAGUACAUUCUCAAGUCAACCCUGACGCCGCGGCUGGCGCGCAAACAAUUUCAAAAGAACACAACAGGGCUAGAACGCUCGCGCUCAUGGUCUUCGCUCGAUAAUAGCAACGCCACAGAGACAGAUUAUACCAGUCAAAAUUAUUUGACCGUGCACAGCUUUCCGAGUACCAUCAAUAUUCCGUCGGUCAAGGUCGAGGAAGAAAAGGAACAGGACUCUGUGGGAAGCAUUAUCACUGUGGAUAGUACACCACCUCCACCCGCAAAAUCAUUUUCACGUAGGCCGACUCUAGCAAAAUUACAUAAUUUUACGACGAUGACGCCCCAGGAGAUUUCACAGUGGAUAGACAAGCGCAGCAGGAUAGUCUUCCCCGUAGCGUUCCUCAUUUUCAAUAUUCUCUACUGGUCUUUCAUCUGGAUUUAA
Messenger RNA from Cephus cinctus (wheat stem sawfly), 1646 nucleotides. RefSeq names its product glycine receptor subunit alphaZ1. Gene Ontology annotation, cellular component: neuron projection; synapse; membrane. Gene Ontology annotation, biological process: chloride transmembrane transport; nervous system process; chemical synaptic transmission. Gene Ontology annotation, molecular function: chloride channel activity; extracellular ligand-gated monoatomic ion channel activity; transmembrane signaling receptor activity. Bases 231 to 1646 code for a protein of 471 amino acids. NCBI's taxonomy places the organism in Eukaryota, Metazoa, Arthropoda, Insecta, Hymenoptera, Cephidae. The transcript is spliced from 9 exons. The record is from RefSeq and is a predicted model, not a curated record.